Messenger RNA from Gilbertella persicaria, 795 nucleotides. Its product is annotated as inorganic pyrophosphatase. Gene Ontology annotation, molecular function: magnesium ion binding; inorganic diphosphate phosphatase activity. The transcript has 6 exons. Gene Ontology annotation, biological process: phosphate-containing compound metabolic process. The coding region runs from base 1 to 795 and encodes 264 amino acids. The record is from RefSeq and is a predicted model, not a curated record. Lineage: Eukaryota; Fungi; Mucoromycota; Mucoromycetes; Mucorales; Choanephoraceae. Gene Ontology annotation, cellular component: cytoplasm.
AUGAAUCGAUUUUUAUCAAGCCAACGUUUUGGAGUUUUCGUUCGAUACUCUUCUACUUAUCGUCCAGUCAAAGUGGGUCAACCUUUUACAGCUGCAUAUCGUAUCUAUAUCGAAAAGGAUGGUCAAGUUAUUUCACCUUUUCAUGAUAUUCCUCUUUAUUCAGACGAAAAAGACAAAAACAUUGUCAAUAUGGUAGUUGAAAUUCCUCGUUGGACCAAUGCUAAAGUUGAGAUUUCAACAGAUGAAAAAUACAAUCCUUUAAAGCAAGAUGUAAAGAAAGGAAAACCUCGAUUUGUACACAAUUGUUUUCCCUAUAAGGGAUAUAUUUGGAAUUAUGGUGCAUUGCCACAGACUUGGGAGGAUCCUACUUUUGUGCAUGAAGACACAAAUGCUAAAGGUGAUAAUGAUCCAAUAGAUGUCAUUGACAUUGGCCAAGCAAUUGGCAAACAAGGUGAAAUCAAAAAGGUUAAAGUAUUGGGUAUCAUGGCCAUGCUGGAUGAAGGAGAAACAGACUGGAAAGUCAUUGCUAUAGACACAAAAGAUCCAAUGGCUUCUCAAUUAAAUGAUGUUGAGGACAUUGAGACUCAUUUCCCAGGAUUAAUUGAUGCUACAAGACGCUUUUUUAGAGUGUACAAGGUUCCCUCGGGAAAACCUGAAAACCAGUUUGCAUACAAUGGUGAAUGUAAAAACCAGCUAUUUGCACAUACGAUUAUAGAAGAAACACAUGAAGCAUGGAGAAGAUUGAUUGAAGGAAAAGUACCUCGCACCACAGAUACAUACAAUUUAGAAGUGUAA